Messenger RNA from Oncorhynchus kisutch (coho salmon), 3226 nucleotides. Its product is annotated as RNA polymerase II-associated protein 3. Bases 1069 to 2751 code for a protein of 560 amino acids. The record is from RefSeq and is a predicted model, not a curated record. NCBI's taxonomy places the organism in Eukaryota, Metazoa, Chordata, Actinopteri, Salmoniformes, Salmonidae. Gene Ontology annotation, cellular component: protein folding chaperone complex. The transcript has 17 exons. Gene Ontology annotation, molecular function: protein binding.
CCCAUGGGGCUGGGGAUUAGAAAUGUCCCUUGCGAGAAAGACAGGUUUAGGUUUACAGAUUUAGGGUAGUGGAAAAGUUGUCAUAUGCUGAGGCAGUAAAGAAAGUAGAGGAAGAUGGGUCAAGGGGGACAGAUCCUGAGAGGAGUGAUGUGAGUAGUAGAUCUGUACCAGUACAGAUGGAUAGGCCAACAGGUGAUAUAUUUUUCAGUAAGAUUAGAUUUUUUUUGCAUAUAUAGCAAUGGUUAUCAACUGUACUGCAGGGAAGGAAUGUAAAUUGCAGAAAAUGGAGGUUGUGGUGGCAGCUGCAGAGAGGUAUUUGGGUGUGCGAGACAUCAGAAGAGUUACAGGGUGUGUUAAGUGGUGGUGUCCAAUCCUUUCAGGUUUUUGGCCUGAGGAAGGACUAAAUAUGUGUAAAUAGUGGAGUAGUGUGGUUUUAUAUUUUGUGAGUGUAGUGUUUUUGUUUAGAUUUUUUUUUAAGCACGGUAUGAGUACUCCAGUCUAGUAGGUGGCAGUAAUGUAACAUUUAUUGGAUGCCAACCGCCGUUAAACCUCAUCGACGAAGAAGUAGAAGACACGCUGUCAUGGCGCCGAACACAAACAGAAAACGACAGUAUGGUGAUAGUUUGUAGCUAAUAUUAAACGCUAGUAAGCCUCGUUUAGAAUUCAACGGAUAAAUUACAAUCAACUUGGGACGCAAGGGACAGGUAGGCAUGUCUGAAAACAAAGCCAUUGAACUCCAACUGCAAAUGCGACAAAAUGCAGAGGACCUGCAUAACUUCAUGAAAGAUCUUGACAGCUGGGAAACUGACAUAAAGAAGAAGGAUGAACAACUAAGAAGUGGGAGUGUUGGCGAGUCUCAAAAAAGCCUCCCACCAGUGCGAAACAAGGACUACAAAAAGAAGAGGGAGAAAAAGAAGGCACCAGACAACAAUGCAAAGACUGAAACAAAACAAGCACCCAGGAUAAAGUCUUAUGACUAUCAGUCAUGGGACAAAUUUGAUGUGGUAAUGGAUUAGGUGGAUCUUGCCUGUUUCUCCUUUGAUUUCAAUAGACAAGGUUUUGGAGUCCAUGGAUAAAGAGGACAGCGCUGCUGAGUCCAAUGACUCUGAAUCUGAGGAUUCUGGGGUUCCUGCUACUGACCAAGACACAGCUCUUGCUGAGAAGGAGAAAGGUAAUCAGCUGUUUAAAGAAGGGAAGUAUGAUGAUGCCAUUGAGUGUUACACCAGAGGCAUGGGCGCAGACCCUUAUAACCCCGUUCUGCCUACAAACCGAGCUGCCUGCUUCUUCAGACUCAAAAAGUUUGCUGUUGCAGAGUCUGACUGCAACUUGUCCAUCGCUCUGGACAGUAACUACUUCAAAGCAUUUGCACGAAGAGGAGCGGCUCGAUUCGCCCUGCAACAUUAUGAAUCUGCCCUAGAAGAUUAUGUAAUGGUGCUCAAGCUGGAUCCUGGGAACCUGGAGGCACAGAAUGAAGUGAUGAAAUGUAAAGAGGUCAUUGCUAAACUGGGUGGAAAGGCAGAAAGCCCAGAGGCUGCAGUGGUGACGCCACCUGUGGUGGACGUCAAGCAACAGCAGCUCAUGGAGGAACAGCAGAGGAGACAGGAGGCGGUGGUGCAGAAAGACAGGGGGAACGCAUACUUCAAAGAAGGGAAGUAUGAGGCUGCAGUAGAGUACUACACCAAGGGCAUGGAAGCAGACAGCACCAAUGUCCUCCUGCCUGCCAACCGGGCCAUGGCUUACUUAAAGCUGCAGAGAUAUAAAGAGGCUGAGGAGGACUGCAGUAAAGCUAUAGCCCUGGAUGGCACCUACUCAAAGGCCUUUGCCCGCAGAGGGACAGCUAGGGCUGCUCUGGGACUGCUAAAACAAGCUAUAGAAGAUUUUGAGGAGGUCCUGAAGCUAGAACCAGGAAACAAGCAGGCAUUUCAUGAGAUGAAGAAGAUUGCAAUUGACAUGGGCACCAGUGGUCUGCUGACAACAGAGGAGCAUGCACAGCGGAGAACAGUACUGCCAGUUAACAAACCACCUCACCUGCAGUCAACCAAACCAUUGAGGAGAGUGGACAUUGAGGAAGUUGGUGGAAAGAUCCUUGUCCAGAAGGAGCCCUCUGCUGUGUUCACUUCAACCACAGCCCCCUGUUUUAGGCCCCAGAAGACCACCUCCAUCGCAGACACUGUGAGAGAGGGUCAGGGUGAGGCCUCACCUCCCUCUACCUCCCCCAGUGCUAAGAUCCUGAAGAUUGAAGAAAUAUCAAACAUCCCCUCACAUUCCCCUGUCAAAGGGCCUGGGGGGGGUGCUGUGAGAGCACAGACACAGAAGCACAGGGAGGCAACUGUCAGUGAACCAACAGAACCGCCUGCUACACCCUCAACUGAGGUCGUACCUCCUGCCCCCACCAACAGCUUCCAGCUAGAGGCAGACCUAAGGAAGAUUGGAAAUGGCCCUGAAGUUAUUUACAAGUAUUUGAAGCAAAUCCAGCCUCAGGCGUACGCAAAGAUCUUCCAGAGCUCUCUUGAGCCAGACAUACUCAAUCAGAUUUUGAGGACGUUACAAAGCUUCUACAUCAAGCAGGAAGAGCCACCUGUCAUACUGGAGAUCCUCAGGAAUCUGGCCGGUGUGAGGCGGUUCGACAUGGCUGUCAUGUUCAUGUCCAUCCCCGAGAAGAAAGUUCUACAAGAAUUGUUUGACUUUCUUCGUCAAGCUGGACUUGAGGACGUUUCAGUAGGAGCCCUGCAAAAGAAGUAUGGAGUGUGACGUGAGUGCAGAUCCCUAAAAAAUGGACAUCGCCACGGAGAGCAAAAUUGCUUUUUACUUCAGCAAGCAGUCGAUUGAAGGAGUUUUUCAAUGCUCUAGUACAUGUUGCUAAUCCAAACAUUGCUAUAUUCACGCAACAAGGAUUCACUUAACUUUGGCUGCCAUAUUGGAAGGUCUGUAACAUUUGAUGUAAUGCUAUACUGUUUUUUUUUCUAUAGCUCAAAACAUGUAUAAGUUUCAUCCUCGUAUGAGAACAGUAGUUACUAUGCAUGGCCAAAACAAGAAUGUUCUAUCUGACUGCGGCCCACAGAACCAUAGGGUUAAUAGUUCAAAUAUGCAUCUGGCGCUCUCAGAAAGCCAAUACAUUUGUUAUUUUCAAUUAUUCUGUCCAGGACUGUACAUCUCAUGUUCAAGAUGUUAAUUGCAGUGAAUGAGUGUGAAUACCUAAUAAAUUGACAAUCUUUAUUGGUGAUCA